Messenger RNA from Eutrema salsugineum, 1950 nucleotides. RefSeq names its product adenylate-forming reductase 03009. The record is from RefSeq and is a predicted model, not a curated record. NCBI's taxonomy places the organism in Eukaryota, Viridiplantae, Streptophyta, Magnoliopsida, Brassicales, Brassicaceae.
CAACAAGAUAAGCAGAGCUCAAUUAAUUAGCCUUGUCUGUUAAGACAUUAUUUUUUUUUUUUUUUGAGCUCCUAAUUAAUCGAAACCAAAAAUAGAGAAAGCAAAAAGAAUGGAAAACGCUUCGACUGUGAGAUUCUCUAGCUGUCGAGGAGUCGCGUUUGAGAUUACACCCCAUGCAAACCCUUUCGCUACUACUGACCGCAACCGCAACGCAAACGCCGAACACGAGGAAACGAGCAGCAGGUUUCGACGUCCAUGGAGUUUCAUGAGAAACGCUUCAAAAGUUAUCCCUUUAUCGAUGGAACACUCCAUGAGCCGAGCGAGCAGCCAUUUCUGCGACUUGGACUCUGACAACGACGAAGAAGAAAAAGAAGACGAUGUUUACUACCUAGAAGAAGGUGGAAUCAAGGAAGGAGACGAACAACACAGUGAGACAGACGAAAAGGCAAUCAUUGAUUCUUCCGCAAGCAAACACAGCGAGAAACCGCAGCAACCGCCUAUUCCAAAGAAACGCGCUUCAAGACUAUCCAUCAUACUUCUUGAUCAAGGAUUGUUCACCGUUUACAAGCGUCUCUUCGUCCUCUCUUUGUUUCUAAACAUCCUAGCUCUCGUUCUCGCAGCCACGGGACAUUUCGCCUACGCUAGAAACAGAGCAACUCUGUUUUCAAUCGCCAACAUUCUUGCCCUAACUCUCUGCAGAAGCGAAGCCUUCUUGAGACUCGUUUUCUACCUAACCGUAAACAUCCUCGGACGCUCUUUCGUCCCUCUCCGCAUAAAAAUCGCGGUCACAUCGCUCUUACAAAGCCUCGGUGGCGUCCACAGCGGCUGCGGCGUUUCCUCAAUCGCCUGGCUCAUAUACGCGUUGGUUCUCACUCUUAAAGACAGGGACAACACUUCAACAGCGAUCAUAGCGGUUGCUUCCGCGAUUCUCUCUCUCCUCUGCCUCACUUCCUUAGCAGCGUUUCCUCUUGUUCGCCAUUUACACCACAACGUCUUCGAACGCGUCCACAGAUUCGCUGGCUGGUCAGCUCUAGGCCUUGUUUGGGCGUUUAUAAUCCUAACGAUUUCAUACGACCCGAAAUCAAGAACCUACACCGAUAACCUCGGCUCGAAGCUUAUCAAAACGCAAGAGUUUUGGUUUACUUUAGCGAUCACCAUCGCGAUUUUGCUGCCUUGGUUAACCGUGAGACGCGUUCCGGUUAACGUAUCGUCUCUAUCGGGACACGCGUCGCUGAUCAAAUUCAGAGAUGGCGUGAAAUCAGGGAUCUUGGGUCGGAUCAGUCCGUCUCCGUUAUCGGAAUGGCACGCUUUUGGGAUCAUCUCUGAUGGGAAGACAUCGCACAUGAUGUUAGCUGGAGCUGUCGGCGACUUCACCAAGUCUUUAGUCUCAAAACCUCCGACUCACUUAUGGGUCCGUACGGUUCACUUCGCUGGUUUACCUUACCUCGUUAACUUGUAUGACAAGGUAUUACUUGUGCCACCGGAUCGGGGAUUUGUGUAUUUUUAUCGUUUCUCAUGCAGCAGAGUAAGGCUGAGGUAUAUCUGAUAUGGGUGGCUAAAGGAUUGGAUGAGAAUUUCGGUUCGGAAAUCGUGAACAGGAUUGCAAAUUAUCCUCAUCAAGACAGGAUCAUAGUUCACGAUACUGCGAUUCUUGGACGACCAAAUGUGUCGAAAAUGACCGUGGAAGCUUCCAAGAAGUUUGGAGCUCAAGUUGUAAUUGUUACUAGCAAUCCUGAAGGAAGUCGUGAUGUUGUUAAUGCUUGUAAGGCUUCUGGUGUUCCUGCUUUUGGUCCCAUUUGGGAUUCUUAGAUUACUAAUUUUAUCCUCUUCCUUUCUUUUUUUUGUGUGUUAUCUUCUGAUAAUUUAUUAUUUGUCUGCUAUUCCAACAAUGAUGUAAAAAUCUGUGUUUCGUAAUAUAUGAAAUCCUUUCAAGAGUUACGACGAGUUAAA